Molecule: messenger RNA, 987 nt
Organism: Haliotis rufescens (red abalone)
Lineage: Eukaryota; Metazoa; Mollusca; Gastropoda; Lepetellida; Haliotidae
Product: M-phase inducer phosphatase-like
Exons: 7
Coding region: 1-987 (328 amino acids)
Biological process (GO): positive regulation of G2/M transition of mitotic cell cycle; protein dephosphorylation; positive regulation of G2/MI transition of meiotic cell cycle
Cellular component (GO): cytoplasm; nucleus
Molecular function (GO): protein tyrosine phosphatase activity
Source: RefSeq, a predicted model, not a curated record
AUGUCAAGAAAACAGCUGAAGUUUUGCAUGGAACCUUCCCUAUUUGAGGAUUUAACAACCUCUGGUGAUGUGUGCAUGAGUUCGCCGGAUGUCUUCAUACCAAAGAGCCUCGAUUUCGACGAAGAAGAUUCAAAUGAUAGCGGCUUUGAAUCUAUGAGCAGCGACAAUGAGGUAUCUCCUCUGGCAUUGGAUCAUAAGACAAGGAAUGGUUUCCAUGGCACCAGGAGAUCGCUCUUCUCGGGCAAGAGAUCACGUGAAGAGGACGCUGAAGGUCACGCUGUUUGGCAGGUCAAGAAACUUCGAUCACCCAAAAUUUCCGACAAAGCCCAAGCUGAAGUGACGUCCAUUGUUAUGAAGACAGCCGUCGAUAAAAUGCAAAACGAUACAGGUCUUAUUGGCGAUGGCUCAAAGGUUCAUAGUCUCCCAACUAUACAAGGACGACACAAGGAUCUCAGUUCUGUGGCUCCACAAACAGUUAGUAAACUUCUGGCAGGAGACUACGAAGACAUCAUUUCCAGCUACAGGAUCAUCGACUGUCGUUACCCGUAUGAAUAUGAAGGGGGUCACAUUGAGGGAGCGGAGAACCUUCACAACGAGGCUCUGAUCACAGACUUAGUGACCAGUCUACAGGGGAGGGACUCCACUCAACGGAACAUCCUGGUCUUCCACUGUGAAUUUUCAUCAGAGAGAGGCCCAAAGCUAUUGCGCCAUCUGAGAAACCUUGACCGGAAGCUGAACAGUGACCGUUACCCUUUCCUCUUCUACCCGGAAGUGUACCUGUUAGAUGGCGGAUACAAGACCUUCUAUGAACAACAUGAGUGUCAGUGCGAACCAAGAUCCUACCUUCCCAUGCUGCAUCAAGAUUACUCCAAACAACUACGUCAGUUCCGGGUUCAAUCAAAGUCAUGGACAGCAGGACAGAAACAGAGCAUGCGCAGUCGGCGUUUCCAAAUGGAUGCGUCUCCACUCAAGUUAUCUUUAUGGUAA